AUGGACCAGAUCAUACCCGAGCCGGACCUGCCUGCCGCCGCUCCGGCCGUGCUGCGGGACGUCGCUUCCGAGCCUCCCUUGGAGCGAAGGCAAAAAGCAAGAAAGAACUUUUCCGAGCCCGUGGCGGCGCCCAUAAACCGGUCCGGAGCCGGGGCAGAGCCGCCCCGCGGGGAGUUCAACCUCUCCGGGUUACCAGAGGCGGAGGAGAAGCCCCUCUUCGGCAUCGGCAUCGAGAACUUCAUCACCUUGAUCGUCUUCGGCUUGAUCUUCACUCUGGGGGUGCUGGGCAACUCGCUGGUGAUCACGGUGUUGGCGAGGAGCAAGCCAGGCAAGCGCCGCAGCACCACCAACAUCUUCAUCCUCAACCUGAGCAUCGCUGACCUGGCCUACCUGCUCUUCUGCAUCCCUUUCCAGUCCACAGUCUACGUGCUCCCCACCUGGGUGCUGGGUGCCUUCAUCUGCAAGUUCAUCCACUAUUUCUUCACCGUCUCCAUGCUGGUGAGCAUCUUCACGCUCUCAGCCAUGUCGGUGGACCGCUACGUGGCCAUCGUGCACUCCCGACGGUCCUCGGCCUUGCGUGUUUCCCGCAACGCGCUGCUGGGUGUGGGGCUCAUCUGGGUGCUCUCCUUUGCCAUGGCCUCACCUGUGGCUCACCACCAGAGCCUCUUCCACCGUGACGCCAGCAACCAGACCUUUUGCUGGGAGCACUGGCCCAACCCACACCACAAGAAGGUCUACGUGGUUUGCACGUUUGUCUUCGGAUAUCUGCUCCCGCUGCUGCUCAUCUCCUUCUGCUAUGCCAAGGUUCUUAAUCAUCUGCAUAAAAAGUUGAGAAACAUGUCAAAGAAGUCAGAAGCAUCCAAGAAAAAGACAGCACAGACUGUGUUGGUGGUAGUAGUGGUUUUUGGCAUCUCCUGGCUGCCGCAUCACGUGAUUCAUCUCUGGGCUGAAUUUGGAGUUUUCCCACUGACUCAAGCCUCCUUUCUCUUCAGAGUAACUGCACACUGCCUGGCUUACAGCAAUUCUUCUGUGAACCCAAUUAUAUACGCAUUUCUCUCUGAAAAUUUUAGGAAGGCCUACAAACAAGUCUUCAAGUGCCAGAUAGGUAAUGAGUCACCUCUGAAUGACGCUAAGGAAAAUAAAAGUCGGAUAGAUACACCACCAUCUACCAACUGUACACACGUGUGAACUUUGAAAAGUCCUG
Molecule: messenger RNA, 1204 nt
Organism: Charadrius vociferus (killdeer)
Lineage: Eukaryota; Metazoa; Chordata; Aves; Charadriiformes; Charadriidae
Gene: GALR1
Product: galanin receptor 1
Exons: 5
Coding region: 1-1188 (395 amino acids)
Biological process (GO): negative regulation of adenylate cyclase activity; G protein-coupled receptor signaling pathway; positive regulation of cytosolic calcium ion concentration
Cellular component (GO): membrane
Molecular function (GO): galanin receptor activity
Source: RefSeq, a predicted model, not a curated record